Ruditapes philippinarum (Manila clam) is the source of this 3030-nucleotide messenger RNA. RefSeq lists its product as uncharacterized. The record is from RefSeq and is a predicted model, not a curated record. Gene Ontology annotation, molecular function: nucleic acid binding. NCBI's taxonomy places the organism in Eukaryota, Metazoa, Mollusca, Bivalvia, Venerida, Veneridae. Bases 1 to 3030 code for a protein of 1009 amino acids. The transcript has 2 exons. Gene Ontology annotation, biological process: DNA integration.
AUGAAGCAAUUGCAUGGGGAAUCUAUCGACCAGUUUACAACAAGAUUACGCCAGAAAGCUAAGAAUUGUGAAUUUUCGGACAUUGACUCAGAAAUUAAAAGCCAGAUCAUACAGGGUGUUGUUUCACAAAACAUGAGAAUGCAGUGUUUACAAGAUCCGGAUAAAUCACUUAAUGACUUACUUACAAAAAUGAGAACCAUGGAAAUAUCAAAAACUCAAGCAGCAAAUAUGUCAAAGGAUACAAGUAGUCAGCAAGUAGUGCGGGUAAAAAGCAAUCCUCGAUUUAGCCGUCAAUCAAAGGGAUUAGCACCUAAACGUUAUCAGCAACGUUCAUAUCAAACUAUCCCAGAAGCAAGUUUGUCGUCGGGAAGGCGAAACUACCCUCCAGAACGAAUAAAAAAUGCCGAAAUUGUGGAGGAAAAUAGCGGUUCAUCGUUAAAUAUUAUAAGCGAAAUCGACCUCGAGAAAAUGAAAAUCCGUCCAGAAAUCAAGAAAACGAAAAGAAAAGCAUUCGCAUUUGAGCAGAAAUCUCCACUUCCAUUCAUAGGCAAAUGUUCCCUGCUUGUGGAGUCGGACUCAAAAUUUAUGACAAAAGAUUUCCAUAUCGUUAAAGGCAACAAAGAAUCAUUGAUCAGUUAUGAAUUAUCGGUAGAGCUUGGGAUUUUACCGCAAAUACAAUCAGUUCAUAAAUCAGUUCAAAACAAAGACGCAUAUUCAGGACUUAUUGAAGAAUAUUCUCAAGUUUUCACAGGCUUAGGAUGUCUGAAAGACAGAAAAGUUAAGUUUCAUAUUGAUGAAAGUGUUGUACCUGUAGCUCAACCGCCUAGGAGAGUUCCAUUUCAUGUACGUGCGCAAGUCGAAAAGGAACUGAAAAGUUUAGAGGAAAUGGAUGUCAUUGAAAAGGUUAUAGGUUUACCGACACCAUGGGUUUCGAACUUAGUAGCGGCUCCGAAACCUAAUGCUCCACACGAAGUGAGAGUGUGCGUGGAUAUGAGAAAAGCUAACACCGCAAUCAAAACAGAGAAAAAUGUUUGCCCGACGGUAGAUGAUAAAAUUAUCAUCUUGACGUUAAACGGCGCAACGGUAUUUUCACGUCUAGAUCUGUACAAAGCUUUCCAUCAAAUUGAAUUGGAUGAAGCAUCACGUGUAAUGACAACGUUUCAGACACAUAUUGGACUGUUUCGGUAUAAACGUCUAAAUUUCUGGGUGUCCGCAGCACCGAUAAUUUUCCAAAACGAGCUUCGUCAAGCACUUCAAGGUCUUAAAGGCAUAUUGAAUAUUGCCGACGACAUCGUAUUUUUUGGUAAGACACAGGAAGAACACGACGCCAAUCUUAGAGCUUUACUGCAACGUCUUCAAGAUCGAAACCUCACACUGAACAGCCAAAAAUGUUCAUUCGGACAUUCUAAAAUCAAGUUCUACGGAUAUGUAUUUUCCAAAUCCGGAAUUUCACCCGAUCCUGACAAAGUAGAUGCAGUGAAAAAUAUGGACAGACCAAAAUCAAUAUCCGAAAUUCGUUCAUUUCUAGGUCUUACAAACUAUUUGUCUAAGUUCAUAGAUGGCUAUUCCAGCUUAACUGAACCAUUAAGACGACUAACACAUAAAGAUGUAAAAUUUGAAUGGACUGCCGACCAAGAAAAAUCGUUCACAUCAUUAAAAGAUACCUUAAUAAGUGAUAAGGUCAUGACAUAUUUCGAUCCUAGAAAGGAAACUGAACUCUGGGUCGACGGAAGUCCAGUUGGAUGCUCAGGAAUACUUAUUCAAAACGGCAAAAUAGUAUCAUAUGGAAGCAAAGCAUACAAUUCGGUUCAGACGCGAUAUUCUCAAACAGAAAGAGAAGCUUUGAGUGCUGUCAUCAUGAUUCAGCAUUUCCAUUUGUAUUUAUUCGGCAAGAAAUUUAAACUGAUAACAGAUCAUGCUGCACUUCAAUCAAUCUUCAACAAUAUCAAGACAAUACAGUCACCAAGAUUAGAACGUUGGCGUUUGAAGUUGACAACGUAUGAUUUCCAGACAGUUUAUAGACCAGGUAAAAUGAUGAUAUCAGAUUAUCUUUCCAGGCAUCCACAUGCAAGACACGAAACAAAUACAGUAGCUGAGCAGUAUAUUAGCUUUAUCACAGAUAACGCUUUGCCAGAUGCAUUGAAGCUGUCAGAUGUAGCAAAAGCUACCGAAACGGACUGUAUAUUAAGCUGUGUAAGAAAUGCGUUAGAACAAAAUGACUGGAAAACUCAAAAAUGCAAAUUAGAUGAAAGUUUUCGGUUAUACGAAAAUUUGAAUAAAAAUCAAGAACUUGCAGUUGCAUAUACGAAAGAUGGAUUUGUGCUUUUACGGGGUACAAAACUUUGCAUACCAGAAUGUCUGCAAAAACAAACUGUUAUGCUUUCGCAUGAAGGUCACCAAGGCCAAUCAAAAUGCAAAGGAUUAUUACGUGAAUAUUGCUGGUUUCCACAUAUGGAUAGAAUGGUAGACGAAAUUUGUAGAUCAUGCAUUGUAUGCCAAGCUGCAUCAACAAGAAUUAUUCCAGACCCGAUCAAACCAACAUUACUACCACGAGAUGUGUUUUCUGAAGUCAGUUGUGACUUUUGUGGACCUUUUCCAGACGGUUACAUGUUACUAGUUGUUAUAUGUGACUACAGUAGAUUUCCAGUAUUUGAAAGAAUCAAAUCGACAGCCGCAGAUACAGUCAUACCGCGAUUAGAGGCGAUAUUUUCGAUAUUCGGAUAUCCAGAGGUAGUGAAAACGGACAAUGGACCUCCGUUUCAAAGUCGCGCAUUCAGAGAAUUUGCUGAUAAUUCGGGAUUUAAACAUAAACGAAUCACUCCAUUGCAUCCACAGGCAAAUGGAAUAGUUGAGAGAUUUAUGGCACCACUGCAAAAAGCAAUUAAAACAGCGAUAGCGUCCAGACAAGAUUAUAAAAGAGCGUUAAGUAGAUAUCUUAUGAAUUUUCGGAACACACCACAAACAACUACACAAACAGCUCCUAGUGAAUUGAUGUUUAAUCGUAAAUUAAAGACAAAUUACCUAAAAUGA